AAUCAAAUUUCGAUACGUCUACGUUUUCAAAAAAACGUACUGCUACUGAAGACGAUAAAAUUGAUACACCAGGAAAGUUUUUAAAUUCUCAAAAUCAGUUAAUAGUGAAAAUCACCGAAGACAUGGUCUCUAAGAAAGCUUUAGAUGACUUAUACACGAAUAUAAUGCAAUCAGAUGUUGUUCGGAAGGGUAAUGAUGAAUGA
Messenger RNA from Racocetra persica, 203 nucleotides. The record is from the annotation of a GenBank genome assembly. Lineage: Eukaryota; Fungi; Glomeromycota; Glomeromycetes; Diversisporales; Gigasporaceae.